AAAGGAAGAAGAAAACAUUUCUUGCUCUGAAUUUUGCUCCGUAUCUGUUACUCGGCAAGAUUUAAUGGCUGACGUUGCGGAGAACGCCACCGUAACCGUUCCUGCCGCAGGGGUAGUCGAGAGCAAACCAGCGGCGGAGCAGCAGCCAAAGCGAUGGGCUGAUGAAGCAGACGAGGAGGCCCCGGAGGAACCUGGCGCGCCCUCCACAUCUGAAGAUAGAGUUGCUGCGGAGUUAAGUUUUGAAAACUUGGCGAUCGACGUGGAGAAGAAGACAAACAAGUUCCUUGAUGAACCCCAUGAUUCUCAUAUUAGAUCCGUUACAGCUGGUGAUACCCCAUAUACAUCAGCAAGUACAUUUGAGGAUUUAAAUCUCUCAGAAGAGUUGCUCAAGGGCUUGUAUGUGGAAAUGAAGUUUCAGAAACCUAGUAAGAUCCAAGCAAUUAGCUUGCCUAUGAUAUUGACCCCACCAUACAAGGAUUUGAUUGCUCAGGCACAUAAUGGUUCUGGCAAGACCACUUGUUUUGUUCUGGGGAUGUUGAGUCGUGCUGAUCCAAACUUGAAGGUUCCUCAGGCAAUCUGCCUUUGUCCAACAAGAGAGUUAGCAGUCCAGAAUUUAGCAGUUCUUCAGAAGAUGGGGAGGCACACUGGGAUAACUUCUGAAUGUGCUGUGCCACAGGAGAAUAGCUUGCCUAUUACAAAACGUGCUCCAAUUACAGCUCAGGUAGUUAUUGGUACUCCUGGAACUAUCAAGAGAUGGAUGUCUGCAAAGAAAUUGGGUGUAAGCUGUGUGAAGAUUCUUGUGUUUGAUGAGGCUGAUCACAUGCUAGCUGAGAGUGGCUUUAAAGAUGACUCCUUGAGGAUAAUGAGGGACAUUGAAAGGGUCAGUUCUCAUUGCCAGGUUCUGCUGUUCUCUGCCACAUUUAAUGAGACUGUCAGGAAUUUUGUACAAAAGAUAGUGAAAAAUGAUUACAACCAGCUUUUUGUAAGGAAGGAAGAACUAAAAUUAGAGUCAGUGAAGCAGUACAAGGUUAAUGUUCCUGAUGAACUCUCCAAGGUUAUGGUGAUUAAAGAGAGAAUUUUGGAAUUUGGAGAAAGUCUGGGGCAGACAAUAAUAUUUGUACGCACGAGGAAUAGCGUGAGUGUGUUGCACGAUUCCCUUGUUAAACUUGGUUAUGAAGUUGGUCAAAUUGUAGGCUCUAUGAGUCCAGAAGUCCGUGAGAAUAUAAUCAAAGAGUUCAGAGAUGGUUUGACAACAGUUCUUAUAGCUACCGAUGUUCUAGCCUGGGGUUUUGACCAGCAACAGGUUAAUUUGGUCAUCAGUUAUGAUCUCCCUGUGAAACAUGACAGACCCACUGAACCUGAUUGUGAGGUGUAUUUGCAUAGAGUUGGUAGGGCUGGGCGGUUUGGCCGGAAAGGAGCUGUGUUUAACUUGCUCUGUGGCGAGAGGGACCAGGGGAUCAUGGAAAAAAUUGAGAAUCAUUUCGGCGCCACAGUAUCAGAGUUGCAGGAUUGGAAAAGUGAAGAGGAUUUCAAGGCUGCUCUCAAGGCAGCAGGUCUUGUGUAAUCGCAAAACUACACCCAUUGAUUUUGGCAAAAAGAGAACCACACUAUCCUAGCAGAUGAUCAUCAAAUCAAGGCUUGAAGAACCGGCUUAGAGAUUCUUGUGCUUUGUCAUGUUGCUUUCUCCUGGCAUUAGUUGUAAAUUUUGACUGAUCCGAUUGAAAAUCGAUGCCUUGUUAUUACAAACUGCAUCAUGUUCAGUUGCGUAUGUUUCAUCAUCACCUAAAUAUUUGAGUGGUCAACUUCGGUUUUUCAUUUUGUUCCAUACGUAUGGAGAAAUAAGGUGUUUUUUCAUUUUUGGGGGUAAAAUGUAAAUAUAUCGAUAAAUAAGGCACCUGCAUGGAGUUGGGCUGGGGGUGAUUAUUGGUCAAAUCUGUAAAUUAUUUUUUAAAAAGUGUCACAUUGAAAUAAAUUAUUACUUAAAAA
Rubroshorea leprosula is the source of this 1986-nucleotide messenger RNA. Lineage: Eukaryota; Viridiplantae; Streptophyta; Magnoliopsida; Malvales; Dipterocarpaceae. The record is from the annotation of a GenBank genome assembly.